UUUUUAAGUAGGGUUGUAAGUGUAAGUAAAAUUAAUCCUGAAAGCUGUGUCAAUCUGAUCUCUUUAUAUGGUGGCACGAGUUCUGACACAGCACUGUGGGGAUUCUGGCACUGUGACAAAUUUAGAAGCAAAAUAAAGACUUGAUAGCCCAUAACUUAUAUAAUCGACUCUGAAUAUUUUUUGUAUUGCUCUGUUAGCAUAAAGUUAUAAUUUAUGUAAGUUGGUUUAAUAUCAGUCAAGGAAUUUAUCCAGCUCAGCAAAAUGAGAGGUUUUCUCCAAAACAGCUGCUUUAGUGUCAGCUUAUACAAGUGGAUGAAAUGAUGGUGAUUUCAGCUCUUCAUUUACAAAAUGGAAAAGACAAGGAACCUGCAGGCAACUCCCUGAGUUUGGGUAAUAUCUGGGAACUCUUUAUGGGUGCAGUGCUUUGAUUGUUAGUGUUGGACUGCCAUAAAUGCUGUAGAGGGGGUCCUAUGGAUUGGCCUACAAUAUGGGAGACGGCAGAGAGCUGCUGGCAACUGAAACCAGAGCAGCUUUUUGUGUGAACAGUGUCCAGAGUACAGCCACCCUUCCUUUCCUGGCUAGUGAGUUAAAUAAACUAAUACAAUUCAGGUGGAGAGUGCUCAGCCAGGUCCUGUGGCAAAUAAAUCCACACUGCAGCCCCUGUCGGGUAAUUUUCCUCACACUGGUGAGUCUUAAUUUAUGAAAACAUUUUCCCACACAAGCUAUUCCCUCACCAUUUUGGUUCUUUUGGGUUCAGCUGGUCAAGCUGAUGGAAGCGCACCAGGGUGUGGAAAUCAGUGCCAGCCAGGCUGUGGAUUUAAUGUAACAAAGGAACCAAAACUCAGCGGUUUUGUUAAGAACCGCUUAGAAUUUUUUGCAUUCUGCUGGUCCCUCCCCAAAGCCAUCAGGUGAAGCAGCUUCUGCCUUUAAGCUGCCCAUCGGCCACUCAGGCAUCCCCCUCACUCCGUGGCCGCGGAGGGGCCACAGCCCGCGGAGGGACCCCCGCCGCCGCAGUCAGGUCUGAAACAUCAGAGAGGAAGGAGCAAGUCUGGGUUUGCCAAGGUUUUGAUAAAUUCUGCAGUGUUUGGCCUCAGCCAUCCAAGUCCAUUCUCAGCUCAGCAUUCUCUGUAACCCCAUUCAUGGAAACGUGGAAACAUCUUUGACCUCAAUCCCUUGGAAACCAUUUGCACUCUAAUGAUCAAGAUGCAGCCCCUGGAUUCUGCAUGGUCUAAGCAGAAUUCUGUCCCAAGGGCCUCCAGCUCUAGUACCAAAUAUCUGAACAGGAACUGGUCUGGAUGAUCCUUGUGUGCCCCUUCCAGCUCAGGCUAUUCUGUGAUUCAAACAGCUGUACUCAAAACCACCCUGCACUGCCACAUAUCCUGUGCUGCACCCACAAGUCCCAGAUCUUUGCAAUUUAUGACCUGAAGUUUUAAGGCUCAAGUGAAACUGUCACAAUGGAAAAAUCCAAAUCUUGUUUCAUCUUUGUUUGAUGGCACUGCAAGAGAUGAGCAAACAAACAAACCGACCACAUGUGAGCUCUCUUGGGACUUUUGUACCUCUAACUAAACAUAUACAAUGGAUUUUGCAACUAAAAAAUGUUAUCCAAUGUAAAUAACGGCUAUUGCAUUGAAAAUGAUAUGCCUGGUAUGAGCAUCAAGUUACUUUGGAAUUUUAUUUCAAGUAUUAAAAAAGCCAUUUCACAAGAAGCAGACCUGUGUGAUCAAAAAGCGAGAUUUGGUCUGUAUUUUAAGUAAAUAAAACUAAAGUAAAAUAUCUGAGUAAAGUAAAAUAUCUGAGUAGACUUUUCUGCUUAAUAUGGUGGAAGUUAUGCAAAGUUAUGUUGUCAAAUUCAAAUUUUCCAAGAUUAAUUACAAAGGAAUCAAAAACUGAAUCUCUGCAAGCCUGCCAAAAGUUAGACUACCUUGUCUAAAUCAAUUACUUCAGAAUAGCCAUCUCCUAAUAGUCCAUGUGCUGCAAUGCAGCUUCUUGGAAUCUUACUGCUCCAGAGAGGGAAAAAUGAAAAUAAAAGCAAGCAUAAGAAAUCUCAGGGGACUGUAGCUUCAGGAGGCGAAAAAUUGGUGCUUUUUGCUUGCCUGUCUCUUCCAAGUUUCCUGCCCCCUUCAGCGUAUGAGAAAGGCAAGAAGAGUUUGUGCACUUUGGAAACUCGAUAGGAGGCAGCAGCUGAUCUUCCCAUCACCAGCCUAAAAAUAAUCCACUCCAGGGCUUGGAGCGGCUUCAUUAAGUGGAGGAAAAUCCUGCCAUCGGGAUGAUAUUGAUCACAUAGCACCAAGUGACAAUUUGGGUUGGUAUUUUGGGGUUGUGUUUACAAAGUCAUAAGUACCUUGCAGAGCAUGAGGAUCAGAGUGAUAAUUCAGCACAUGGACUGUUAGCAGAUGGUGGUUACUGAAGUUUGAGUCAGUUAACCCUCAGCUUUUGCCUCACAUAGCCAGACCUUCUGGAAGAGAUGAGACUCGCAUUUUGUGGUAAUGACAAUGCCUCAGCCUACAACAUCAGUGCUGGUGUCCUCAGGAAUGUCUGCUUUGUGGAUGCCCUCAACUUGGUCCCUCAUGUCUUCCUGCUGUUUAUCACCUUCCCAAUUUUAUUCAUUGGCUGGGGAAGCCAGAGCUCCAAAGUGCAGAUUCACCACAAUACCUGGCUUCACUUCCCUGGGCACAACCUGCGGUGGAUCCUGACGUUCACCCUGCUGUUUGUGCAUGUGUGUGAAAUAGCAGAGGGGAUUGUUUCUGAUACACAAAUGAAAUCUCGCCACCUGCAUCUCUUUCUACCAGCUAUAAUGGGAUUUGUGGCUGCCACUGUAUCCAUAGUCUAUUACCAUAAUAUUGAAACAUCCAACUUUCCAAAGUUACUGUUGGCCUUGUUCCUUUACUGGAUAAUGGCCUUUGUCACAAAAACCAUCAAGCUUGUCAGAUACUGCCAGGACGGGGUGCCUUUUUCUCAGCUGCGUUUCUGCAUCACUGGAAUCAUGGUCAUCCUCUAUGGGCUGCUGAUGGCUGUGGAGAUCAAUGUCAUCCGAGUCAGGAGGUAUGUGUUUUUCAUGAACCCUCAGAAAGUGAAGCCUCCAGAGGAUCUGCAGGAUCUGGGAGUGAGGUUCCUGCAGCCAUUUGUCAAUUUGCUCUCAAAGGCAACUUACUGGUGGAUGAAUACACUCAUUAUUUCUGCACACAAGAAACCUGUGGACCUGAAGGCAAUUGGAAAGCUCCCAAUUGCAAUGAGAGCACUGACAAAUUAUGUCUGUCUCAAAGAAGCCUAUGAAGAACAAAAGAAAAAGGUACAGGAUCAUCCCAACCGGAGUCCUUCCAUUUGGUUGGCCAUGUACAGUGCUUUUGGACGGCCAAUCCUGCUCAGCAGCACAUUCCGCUACCUGGCCGACCUGCUGGGCUUUGCUGGGCCACUCUGCAUUUCUGGCAUUGUUCAGGGCUUCCAGAACAUAACCAAUAAUACAAAUACCACAGAAAAGGUGAAGGAUCCAUCAAACUCCUACCUUUCAUCAGAGGAAUUCCUCAGGAAUGUUUAUGUCUUGGCAGUCCUUCUCUUCCUGGCCCUUAUUCUGCAGAGAACAUUCCUGCAGGCCUCUUACUAUGUGACUACAGAGACUGGCAUCAACCUCCGGGGUGCCUUACUGGCAAUGAUAUAUAAUAAGAUCCUGAGGCUUUCUACAUCCAACUUGUCCAUGGGAGAGAUGACACUGGGACAAAUCAAUAACUUGGUUGCCAUAGAAACCAACCAAUUGAUGUGGUUCUUGUUCCUGUGCCCCAAUCUGUGGGCAAUGCCUGUCCAGAUAAUAAUGGGUGUGAUCCUCCUCUAUAACCUGUUGGGAGUGAGCGCCUUGGUCGGGGCUGCUGUCAUUGUUCUCUUAGCCCCCAUCCAGUACUUCAUAGCCACCAAGCUGGCUGAGGCUCAGAAGAGCACUCUUGACUAUUCUACUGAGAGACUAAAGAAAACCAAUGAGAUACUCAAAGGCAUUAAGCUAUUAAAGCUGUAUGCCUGGGAGCACAUAUUUUGUACAAGUGUGGAAGAAACGAGAAUGAAAGAGCUCACCAGUCUCAAAACCUUUGCACUUCAUACUUCUCUUUCCAUUUUUAUGAAUGCAGCCAUACCAAUAGCAGCUGUUCUUGCAACUUUUGUGACUUAUGCAUACACCAAUGACAAGCCAUUGCAGCCUGCCCAGGCAUUUGCAUCCCUUUCACUGUUCCACAUUCUGGUCACACCUCUGUUCCUGCUGUCCACCGUGGUUCGUUUUGCAGUCAAGGCCAUCGUGAGUGUACAGAAGCUGAAUGAGUUUCUCCUGAGUGAUGAGAUUGGAGAUGACAGCUGGAGAGGGGGGGACAGCUCUGUACCUUAUGAAUCCUGUAAGAAGCACACAGGACUUCACACCAAGGCCAUCAAUAGGAGGCAGCCCCUGAGGUAUCAGCUUGAAAGCUACGAGCAGCCAAAAAGGAAGCACACACGACCUGUGGAGAUCGAUGAUGUGGCCAUUAAGGUGACCAAUGGAUACUUUUCGUGGGGAAGUGGUUUAGCUACACUGUCCAACAUAAACAUUAGAAUCCCAACAGGUCAGAUGACAAUGAUUGUGGGCCAAGUUGGUUGUGGCAAGUCUUCACUUCUCCUUGCUAUAUUGGGAGAGAUGCAGACCCUGGAGGGAAAAGUUCACUGGAGCAAUGUAAAUGAAAUGGAACCUUCUUUUGAAGCAUCCAGAAGUAGGAACAGGUACUCCGUGGCUUAUGCAGCUCAGAAACCGUGGCUGCUCAAUGCCACCGUGGAGGAGAACAUCAUCUUUGGCAGUCCCUUUAAUAAGCAGAGGUACAAGGCUGUUACAGAUGCCUGUUCUCUGCAGCCUGAUAUUGACUUACUACCAUUUGGUGACCAGACAGAAAUUGGAGAAAGGGGGAUUAAUUUAAGUGGAGGCCAACGACAGAGAAUCUGUGUUGCUCGAGCACUCUACCAGAACACCAACAUUGUCUUCUUGGAUGACCCAUUCUCUGCACUGGACAUUCACUUAAGUGAUCACUUAAUGCAGGAAGGGAUUUUGAAGUUUCUGCAAGAGGACAAGAGGACUCUUGUUCUAGUGACACAUAAAUUACAAUAUCUGCCACAUGCUGACUGGAUCAUAGCAAUGAAGGAUGGAAUGGUGCUUAGAGAAGGGACACUAAAGGAUAUCCAAAACAAGGAUGUUGAGCUAUAUGAACACUGGAAAACUCUGAUGAAUCGCCAAGAUCAAGAGCUGGAAAAGGAUAUGGAAGCUGACCAGACAACUCUUGAGAGAAAAACCCUUAGAAGGGCCAUGUACCCCAGAGAAUCUAAGUCACAACUGGAAGAUGAAGAUGAAGAGGAGGAAGAUGAAGAAGAUGAAGAUGAUAACAUGUCAACUGUCUUGAGGCUCAGGACAAAGAUGCCAUGGAAAACCUGUUGGAGAUAUCUAACCUCUGGAGGAUUUUUCUUGCUCUUUCUGAUGAUUUUCUCCAAGCUGUUGAAACACUCAGUUAUUGUGGCCAUAGAUUAUUGGCUUGCUACAUGGACAUCCAUGGACAAUGCAAAUGAAGCCAGGAAUACUGAUGAGGAUAAGAGCACAGAGAAGGCUUAUCAUGUAGCUGUCUUCAGCAUCCUCUCCGGAGCUGGGAUUAUCCUUUGCCUCAUCACAUCCUUGACUGUGGAGUGGAUGGGCCUCACAGCAGCCAAGAAUCUACACCACCAUCUCCUCAACAAGAUCAUCCUUGGACCAAUCAGGUUCUUUGACAUGACUCCACUGGGGCUAAUUCUAAAUCGCUUCUCUGCUGAUACAAAUAUCAUUGAUCAGCACAUCCCUCCCACACUGGAGUCUCUGACCAGAUCCACCUUGCUCUGCCUGUCAGCCAUUGGGAUGAUCUCCUAUGCCACUCCAUGGUUCCUUGUGGCCCUUGUGCCCCUGGGCAUAGCAUUUUAUUUUAUCCAGAAAUACUUCAGGGUUGCUUCCAAGGACCUCCAGGAACUUGAUGACAGCACCCAGCUCCCUCUGCUGUGUCACUUCUCUGAAACAGCUGAAGGCCUUACCACCAUCAGAGCAUUCGGGCACGAAGCCAGAUUUAAACAACGUAUGCUGGAACUGACGGACACGAACAACAUUGCCUACUUAUUUCUGUCAGCUGCCAACAGAUGGCUGGAGGUCAGGACGGAUUACCUGGGUGCUUGUAUUGUCCUGACUGCUGCUGUCACUUCCAUCACUGAAGGGCCACACUCGGGGUUUGUGGGGCUGGGUCUCCUCUAUGCUCUGACGAUAACCAACUACCUGAACUGGGUAGUGAGGAAUCUGGCUGAUCUGGAAGUGCAGAUGGGUGCAGUGAAAAAAGUACACAGCUUCCUGAACAUGGAGUCAGAGAACUAUGAAGGCUACCUGGAUCCCUCUCAAGUCCCCAAAGACUGGCCCCAGGAGGGGGAAAUCAAGAUUGAAAAUUUGUGUGUUCGCUAUGAAAACAACCUGAAGCCUGUUCUGAAGCAUGUGAAGGCCUAUAUCAAACCAGGACAAAAGGUUGGGAUCUGUGGUCGUACUGGCAGCGGCAAGUCCUCCCUGUCCUUGGCGUUCUUCAGAAUGGUGGACAUUUUUGAUGGGAGGAUAGUAAUUGAUGGGAUAGACAUCAGCAAAUUGCCUCUGCACACACUCCGGUCCCGGCUCUCCAUUAUUCUCCAGGACCCAAUCCUGUUCAGUGGCUCCAUCCGCUUUAAUUUGGAUCCUGAAUGCAAAUGCACUGAUGACAGACUCUGGGAAGCUCUGGAGAUUGCUCAGUUGAAGAACAUGGUCAAGUCAUUGCCAGGAGGCCUUGAUGCCAUGGUCACAGAAGGAGGGGAAAACUUUAGUGUGGGGCAAAGGCAGCUCUUCUGUCUGGCCCGAGCCUUUGUCCGCAAGAGCAGCAUCCUCAUCAUGGAUGAAGCCACAGCAUCUAUUGACAUGGCCACAGAAAACAUCUUGCAGAAGGUUGUGAUGACUGCCUUUGCUGACCGCACAGUUGUAACAAUAGCACACCGGGUUCACACCAUCCUCACUGCAGACCUGGUCAUCGUCAUGAAGCGAGGGAACAUCCUGGAAUAUGAUACUCCUGAGAACCUGCUUUCCCAGGAAGAUGGCAUCUUUGCUUCCUUUGUCCGGGCUGACAUGUGAACAGCCACAAAAUGCAUUUUAACAGCUUAUUUUAAACAGAUGAAAUGCAAAUAUUUUCUACUCAGUGUAACAUCAUUUUUACCUUUCUUGCUUUGUUUUUUAGAGCUUCUUUCUUCACACUUCCAUCUUCCAAAAUAAUAAAGCCUAUUGCAAUACAUGUAUGCCUUGAAGCAUUAAAAAUGUCACUUUAUUUAAAGCUAUUAAACUUGACACACACACACACACACACACACACACAUAUGCACACACAGAAUGGAGAAGUUUUUACUUCCUAGGAAUUUGGCAUUUUCCUUAGAAUUUUUACUGACUUUAUUUUUGUUUAAAGAGAGAAAAAGAAUGCACUGAUCUUAUUAAACUUCCUAUGUUAUGCAGGAACCAGCAAUCAAAUCGUGCAUUUUGUCAAGGAAGCAAGAGGUUCCCCAGAUACAUUCCGUCCCCAGAGGGAAAAAUUAGGAAAGACAUCCAAGCCCAUAACACUUGGGGCAGUCUGCUGCAUUCCAAAGGCAUAAGCUCUCCAAGCUGUAGCAGAGGGACAGUGAAUGAGGGAAAAGAAAUUCAUCAGGAAUAAAGAUCUUCUUCCUGUUGUUCACUUUAGUAAGCACACUUCAGUGGUGACAGAACUUUUUUCAGUGCAAUGAUGGUUUACUCCUACAGUCAGUUUCUAAAUCCAUAUUAAUUCUUACAACUUUCAUUAAAGAUUCAAAUCAUCCUAUGAUUAUGCAUGCUUUGAUAGACUUAUAGAGGAAUUUUGUACAGUAUCUCAAGACUUUAUAUUAAAAUUGAUCUGAAUUUAUAAACUUGAUAUUAACUAAUCCUUUGAUCAUGUCUACUAAAAUAUUCUGCUUAAAAUGGCAUGUAAUUAGCCAACCACUAAUCAUUUUAUAUGUCUUUUGUCUGUGGACCGGAUUUCUCUGAGCCUGAGAGAAUUACAGCCUGUCAGUGGCUGAUCUGUUCCCAAGAGAAAGUUUCUUGAGAGCUGUCUCGCUCAAGGACGAUCUUUGUAAACCAUUUUACUUUCUCAUAACAGUUCUGUAUAACUGUAGAUAGUGUGUUUUUCUCUUGUCCCACCAAUGGGACAAGAGGUGGUGUUUCCCUAACCAGUUAUGUUAAGCCUGUAGAGUAAAACCCUAUAAAAACGGAAAAGUUCAAAAAAUAAAGACCCCUUUUCCUAAAAACUUGUUCUAGUGUACUGGAUUAAGCCCACACUUCUACAUCAUGUCCAACAGCGACAUUGUCCUUCAAGUUCUAUUUGGGGACAACCUUUAUUUUCCUUUACACAUUUGUGGCCUACCUCUAAAUAAGAUCUAAUGCAAAGAGAUAUGAUUUUCAAAUUACUUUUCAAUUUGAAAUUGAAUAAAUUUCAAAUUAUAAUUUGAAAUUUAUAAUUUGAAAUUAGAUUUCAAAUUAUAUCCUCAAGAAUGUAGAUGAAGUUAGACACAUUUACAUCAGGCAGCUUUGCAAAGGUUACCUGUACAUGACUUUCACACAUGGUUAGAUACUGAUCCAUGGGCACCAAGCAUCCAGAAGGAGUUUUACAGGCAUAUUUUCAAAGGUACAGCUUGAGAGAUCAGCUUCACUGGUACUAUUCAAGGUGAUUCUUAUUCACCUUCUGCUACAAGAUUUAGGAAGACCACUAAGUGCACUUAAGUCUAUUUUUAAUGUCAUUAAAACAACUUAAGGCACAGCAUUUCUCCCUCCACCCUUCCCCCCCCCCCAAAAAAAAAAGCAAUAAUUUUGGAGAAGUUGCACGAUUUGAAACUGGGAUUACAUUUAGUCUCAUAGUGUAAAAAUGAUACAGUGGUUUGUCUUUUUUAAUUGAUUUUUUGACAUUUUUAUUUUCUCUGAAUUAUUGAAAAUGAAAGCUGUGUGGCACAACUAAACAAAAGAGCUCAGUCUUUAACAUUGUAUGAGGGGAAGUACUUCCGCGAUUUCCCUGUCUACUGCUGUGAAAACAUUUUUGUUCUUUUCUGGAUCUGUUCCCUGUGCUGACCUUUGUCAUUCAAAUAAAAUACAUUUUAGAAAAGCAGAUGCCUGCAGCAGAAGCACAAAUUGUUAUGCAAAUUUCACAGCAAAAAGUCCAGAAUUAUUCUUGAUUUAAUUUAAUUGUCUUCAGCAAAAAGAUAAUUGGAUUCCCUACUGUCAGACUGGGUAUAAAGAUGAAGUACAAAAAGUUUUCUUGAUCUGUGUGUCUUUGGUGAUGAUGCAACCAUGAUUUAUUUGAAGUGGUGCCAGCCAGUUCAAUGAGAUCCUUGUACCCACUGCAUUAAAGGGUUGCCAUGGGCCUGGAA
Cyanistes caeruleus (blue tit) is the source of this 9438-nucleotide messenger RNA. The record is from RefSeq and is a predicted model, not a curated record. Lineage: Eukaryota; Metazoa; Chordata; Aves; Passeriformes; Paridae.